AAUCGCAUCAUGUCCGGACGCGGAAAGCAGGGCGGCAAGGCGCGCGCCAAGGCCAAGACGCGGUCGUCGCGGGCCGGGCUGCAGUUCCCCGUGGGCCGCGUGCACCGCCUGCUCCGCAAGGGCAACUACGCGGAGCGGGUCGGGGCGGGCGCGCCCGUGUACCUGGCGGCCGUGCUGGAGUACCUGACGGCCGAGAUCCUGGAGCUGGCGGGCAACGCGGCCCGCGACAACAAGAAGACGCGCAUCAUCCCGCGCCACCUGCAGCUGGCCAUCCGCAACGACGAGGAGCUCAACAAGCUGCUGGGCAAGGUGACCAUCGCGCAGGGCGGCGUGCUGCCCAACAUCCAGGCCGUGCUGCUGCCCAAGAAGACCGAGAGCCACCACAAGGCCAAGGCUGCUGGAAAAUGGCUUUUACCGUGUUUCGUCAGUAGAUGUCGGCAAACACCCCAUAAGAGCGAAAUUAACCAACCAUUGAGAAGAUACAUUAAACGGACAAGUUAGCAACCAAGUGGAAACAAAAGGAGUUAGGUUUCAGGUAAUUAAGACAAUCGAUGUAGCAAGACCUGGAGGUUAAGACUAAUACAUUGUAUGCAAAGAGAAUGUUCUG
Molecule: messenger RNA, 607 nt
Organism: Eptesicus fuscus (big brown bat)
Lineage: Eukaryota; Metazoa; Chordata; Mammalia; Chiroptera; Vespertilionidae
Product: histone H2A type 1-H-like
Exons: 2
Coding region: 10-501 (163 amino acids)
Cellular component (GO): nucleosome
Molecular function (GO): structural constituent of chromatin; protein heterodimerization activity; DNA binding
Source: RefSeq, a predicted model, not a curated record